Paramecium sonneborni is the source of this 984-nucleotide messenger RNA. Lineage: Eukaryota; Ciliophora; Oligohymenophorea; Peniculida; Parameciidae. The record is from the annotation of a GenBank genome assembly.
AUUUAUGGGAAAUAAAUCUCUUUGCUGUUCAAAUUAAGCAGAACUACAAUCAUAAAUUUAUAAAUAAGAUGGAAGACCUUAGGCAUAAAUUAUUCAAUAAACUGAUGUUAAUGGGUGUCGAGUAGUUUUAAGUUUAGGAAAACUAUUUAAUGAAUAAGUUGACAUUAUUGUACUACCUACAACUCAGAAAUUGAAACUUAGUACUUUAUCAUCUGAUCAUAUUAAGUAGAAUAUCUAAUUAAUUUUACAGAAAAUUUGGCAGUAAUUAAAUAUUGAAUGAAUUACAUCAAAUUCUUUUGAGCGAAGGUGGAAAAGUAUAGUUAGGAUCUGUUGUUCAUACUCAUGCUGGAGAAGUUAUUUAUUCUUUAAAAAUUUUAGAUGCCUUAUGAUUAUUUAUUCUUUGCUGUAUUGCCAUGUGCUAACGAUGCUUCUAUUAUUGUUUUAAAUGAAUCACUAGAAUAAGAGAUGGUUAGUUCACUUGAAGAAAACUUCAGAGUUAAUUCAAUUACAGCCUAUGCUGACAAAAAGAAACUUGAUUCUACAUAGUCUAGAGAAAUUUAAAUUGUCUAUGAAGCUAUUAUUAAUUGUUUAGAAAAAGCUACAGAAUUGGGUGUUAAAUCUAUUGCCUUCUCCGUUAUGGAUUAAUAAGUCAUUCAAAUUGCAAGAAGUAAAUUAGCUUCAGUCAUGCUUUUUGCUAUCAAGACUUUCCUGAGAGAUAAUGCGAGUUAAACUACUUUAGCUGAAAUAAGAAUAUCAUCUUGUGAAGCACCAUCUUUUAAAAUUUAUAGAACCUAUAUGAAUUAAAUUUUAAAUGAUUAGGGUGAAACUACUAUUGAGAAACUAUUUUAAUAAGAGGAAUAAAUUUAUUAAUAAGAAUUCAAAAUUGACAGUUAAAAUGAUAUCAAGAGAGAUGAUAUUCGAAAAUUUUGUAAUGGAUGUCAGAAUGGAGAUUACAAAGUAAAAGAUUUUAAAAGUUCUUUCUGA